This is a messenger RNA of Racocetra fulgida, 582 nucleotides long. The record is from the annotation of a GenBank genome assembly. Lineage: Eukaryota; Fungi; Glomeromycota; Glomeromycetes; Diversisporales; Gigasporaceae.
AUGAUUCAACAACAGCUUAAAAAUCAAGAUAUAAGUGAGGUUCUUUUUGUUAAUAAUAGGCAAAUGCUAAUAGAUAUUUACUCUAAUGAAAAUGAGUGGAUUGAGUUAAAAAAUCUUGAACAACUUCUUAAACCGAUGUACGAAGCUACGAAAUUACUAUCAACAUCAAAGCAUCCAACAAUUGGCGAUAUGUGUUUGGCGUUUCUUGAAAUGUUUAAUAUGCUGAGUAAUUUUAUUAAAUAUAAUUCCCAAAAAGAGGUCGCAGAAUUAAUUUAUAAAAAAUUAAUAAGUUAUUGGAAAUUAGCUUUAGAUGAAACAUUUAUUUUAUCAGCAGUUUUUGAUCUGCGAUCUAAACUUACAUCCUUUACUGUUGAACAACUUGAUAAUGUCAAGCAAAAAUUACAAACCAUUUUUGCUAUAUAUCAACAAACCAAUAAUCAUUUGUUACACUUAAGUCAACAACAUUCGAAUCAACAACCUUUAUCACAUUUAUAUUUUCAAAAUAUUUUAAAUGAGUAUAAUAAAAUUCAAAUUGAUGAAAAUAAUUUGAAUACUGUUAUUGGUAAACACUAUAGAAAUUAA